Molecule: messenger RNA, 596 nt
Organism: Propithecus coquereli (Coquerel's sifaka)
Lineage: Eukaryota; Metazoa; Chordata; Mammalia; Primates; Indriidae
Gene: ANKRD66
Product: ankyrin repeat domain 66
Exons: 3
Coding region: 6-596 (196 amino acids)
Molecular function (GO): protein binding
Source: RefSeq, a predicted model, not a curated record
CUGUCAUGGAAUUAGCCAAAAUGUCAGACAUGACAAAGCUCCACCAAGCUGUGGCUGCAGGGGACUAUAAUUCAGUGAGAAAGAUUUUGAAGAAAGGUCUCUGUGACCCAAACUACAAGGAUGUGGACUGGAAUGACCGGACCCCACUUCACUGGGCUGCAAUCAGAGGGCAAAUGGAAGUGGUGCACCUCCUGAUAGAAUAUGGAGCCAGGCCCUGCCUGGUCACCGAUGUGGGCUGGACCCCUGCUCAUUUUGCAGCUGAGUCAGGCCACCUGAAUGUACUCAGAACUCUCCACGCAUUGCAUGCGGCCAUUGACGCCCCAGACUUCUUCGGUGACACACCAAAGAGGAUCGCACAGAUCUAUGGGCAGAAAGCCUGUGUGGCAUUUCUGGAGAAGGCCGAGCCCGAGUGCCGGGACCACCGCCGCGCCGCCCUGCAGAGGGGGCUGCCUCUGGAUGAGCGGGACCGAGACUGGGACGCCAAGAAAAGGGAGCUGGAGCUGUCUCUUCCCUCCCAGAAUCGAAACACUAAUAAAAGGAAUAAGAAAAGCCAAGGCCCCCCCAGGCCCGGCAAUCCCAAGGACAGGAGACUGUGA